This is a messenger RNA of Arctia plantaginis, 456 nucleotides long. The record is from the annotation of a GenBank genome assembly. NCBI's taxonomy places the organism in Eukaryota, Metazoa, Arthropoda, Insecta, Lepidoptera, Erebidae.
AUGCAUCAUAAUGCUAUUGAAAAAUGUAACAUAUUGUGGAAUGCUGCCGGACGUCCCAAGACAGCAGAAAUCAUUCAAGGUGUUUUAGGACAUACACUUAGCAAACCUGGCGUUACAAGAUGGAAUAGCUUAUAUGACGCUAUGAAGCAAAUUUACUCCAUCAAAGACAAGAACAUUCAACUGCAUAGAGCUUUGUGCCUCAGAAAUUAUAUCAUUGACCGUGAAUAUGAAUAUAUAAACGAAUAUAUCACAUGUUCAUGUCCUAUUGCCGAGGCUUUAGAUAUACUGCAAGGAGAAGCAAUAAUGUAUUAUGGACUUCUGAUUCCAUGUUUAAUGGCUUUACGCAAGAAACUGCAAAAAUUAGAGAACAUUCCAUUAACGUACUGCCAUGAUUUAGCAGCAGCAUACAGGCAAAGCGUUGAAAGAAGAUUCGACGAGUUUUUUAAACUGUUUUAA